This is a messenger RNA of Nicotiana attenuata, 1022 nucleotides long. RefSeq names its product transcription factor DIVARICATA-like. Gene Ontology annotation, molecular function: DNA binding. The record is from RefSeq and is a predicted model, not a curated record. The transcript has 2 exons. Lineage: Eukaryota; Viridiplantae; Streptophyta; Magnoliopsida; Solanales; Solanaceae. Bases 106 to 744 code for a protein of 212 amino acids.
GAUUGGGUCAUAUUUACCAAAAACCUCCUUAAAUCCCUCCCCUCCAAAACCCUUUAUUUAUUUCAGACUCCUUUACUUUUUAUUAUAUUCCAAAACAAAAAGACGAUGAUGUAUACUACGAACAAUCGGUGGAUGAUUGGUAGCGAUUCAACGGCAACGAUGAUUCAUUCAAAUUCGACAUGGACGAGGUUUGAAGACAAGUUAUUUGAACAAGCCCUAGUUAUGUAUUCCGAAAACGACGUUGAACGUUGGCAAAAAAUCGCUAAUCGUGUACCUGGUAAGACGGCUGAGGAUGUUAUGGCUCACUAUGAUGCACUUGUUCAUGAUGUUUUCGAGAUUGAUUCGGGUCGUGUAGAUCCGCCCAGUUAUCCGGAUGAUUCGUUUGAUUGGGAAUCGGAUUCUAAAACGAGUCAGAUCUCUUUCGGGUCGAAUAAGAAACAUGAGGUUGAAAGGAAAAAGGGCACUCCUUGGACCGAAGAAGAGCACAGGUUAUUCCUAAUUGGGCUGGACAAAUACGGGAAGGGUGACUGGAGAAGCAUUUCAAGAAAUGUAGUGGUGACAAGGACGCCAACACAAGUGGCCAGUCAUGCUCAAAAAUACUACCUUAGACAGCAAUCCAUGAAGAAAGAACGGAAAAGGUCGAGCAUACAUGACAUAACGACUGCAGUGGAUACAAAGACAGUGCCUCCUCAAAACACUCUUCAGAAUCAAGGAGGGUAUCAGAAUUUCAACUUCCCCAUGUAGUAAUGAAGACCAGGAAUAUCUGUAAAUAGUACGGUCGGUCACUUGGAGUCGAUGUUCCAUCUUGUAAAGUUUAUUGUUUGUAGCUGACUGUUAAUUUAGGGGAUUACCUAGUGAAUAGGAGUUAGAUGAUAGUUUCAAUUACUGCUAUGAGCUAAAGGGGUGUACUUAUGGAUGGCAUAGUUGAAAAGCACAUGGAGGUUUACAUGUAAUUAAACAGAGUUAAGGGAAAUCAUUAGUAUUUUGGUUUCAGAACAAGUUGAUUUUCACUUUGCGUAUUA